GUUUUGGUAUGUUUCUUGACCGGCAGUUCCCAAGCUAUGUAUGUGGACUUCCUGAGUAGUUCUUCAAGAUGCAUGCGGAUCCCAAGGACCAUGGCUCUUUGCUAUGAUAUUGGAUAUACAGAUAUGAGGAUACCCAAUUUAUUAGAGCAUGAAUCAAUGGCGGAAGUGAUCCAACAAUCUGCUAGUUGGCUACCCCUGCUUGCUAGAGAGUGCCACCCCGAUGCACGUAUCUUUCUCUGCUCUCUCUUUGCACCAAUUUGCUUAGACAGACUUAUCUAUCCGUGCCGCAGUCUGUGCGAGGCAGUUCGGAACAGUUGUGCACCCAUCAUGGCCUGCUAUGGUUACCCGUGGCCAGAGAUACUGAAAUGUGACAAGUUCCCUGUUGACCAUGGAAUGUGCAUUUCCCCUAUCAGUGAUGGUACAAGUUCCAGCCGCAGAAUGCCCAGAGCGAGCUGUCGGGACUGUGAGCUUGAGGAAGCCAGCACCAGCAAAGAGAUCCUGGAUAUAUUCUGUGCUAAUGAUUUCACUGUCAAGGUACGAAUUGCUAAGAAAAACAUGACUUCUCCAACCGUAUCAGACUUUGAUAUGGAUUCCAAGGUAGAAAUUGUCAAACAUGGACCCCUAGCCAAAUUGGAGAUCUUUCCCAAACUUCAGCGAUGGCUGGAUCUAGAUGCUACAUGUGUGCAGAAUAUUAUGCGCGGAACACGGAUGGGCUCCUAUGUCAUUAGCGGAAAUGUGCAAGAAGACAAGGUCGUUGUGAAUAAUGCUUACGCUUGGCAGAAAAAGAACAAAAAUCUACAAUAUGCUGUAAGGAAAUGGAAACAUCACAAAUGCCGGUCAUAG
Messenger RNA from Pelobates fuscus (common spadefoot toad), 843 nucleotides. Its product is annotated as secreted frizzled-related protein 5-like. The record is from RefSeq and is a predicted model, not a curated record. Bases 37 to 843 code for a protein of 268 amino acids. NCBI's taxonomy places the organism in Eukaryota, Metazoa, Chordata, Amphibia, Anura, Pelobatidae. Gene Ontology annotation, biological process: canonical Wnt signaling pathway; non-canonical Wnt signaling pathway. The transcript is spliced from 4 exons. Gene Ontology annotation, molecular function: Wnt-protein binding.